Molecule: messenger RNA, 6180 nt
Organism: Habropoda laboriosa
Lineage: Eukaryota; Metazoa; Arthropoda; Insecta; Hymenoptera; Apidae
Product: tetratricopeptide repeat protein 28
Molecular function (GO): protein binding
Source: RefSeq, a predicted model, not a curated record
AUGUCUCAUAGGGAUAUCUCUGAGGUGGAGCCCGAAGGUACGUCGGCCUUGGCAGCUGGAUCAAGAUCUCUAUUUUUAGAGACUGUACGCCGCAGCAAUGCAGCAUGUCAAAAUGGUGAUUAUGCUCUUGCUGCAAGCUUAUACACAGAAGCUCUUGCUUUGGAUCCUCUCAGCCAUGUGCUGUAUUCAAACAGAUCAGCUGCCCGACUUAAAAUGGGUUUAUUUGCACUUGCUCUUCAAGAUGCUGUUAGAGCCACUGAACUCAGUCCUCAAUGGCCAAAGGCAUAUUACCGUCAAGGAGUAGCAUUACAAUGUCUAGGAAGACAUGGAGAGGCUCUGGUGGCCUUUAGUACAGGUUUGGCACAUGAUCCUACCAAUUGUCAAUUAUUAUCUGGCCUUGUGGAAGCAUCCUUAAAAUCACCAUUACGUGCAACACUAGAACCAACAUUUCAACAAUUACGUGCAAUGAAACUUGAUGAAUCUCCUUUUGUUGUUAUUUCUGUUGUUGGUCAAGAACUUCUUGGAGCAGGACAAUAUAAAGCAGCAGCUGGUGUAUUAGAAGCUGCACUUACUAUUGGUUCUUGCAGUUUAAAAUUAAGAGGUUCUGUAUUUUCCGCUUUAUCUAGCGCAUAUUGGGCAUUAAAUUCUUUAGAUAAAGCUAUCAAUUACAUGCAACAAGAUUUAGGUGUCGCGCGAUCUUUAGGAGAUACACAGGGUGAAUGUCGAGCUCAUGGAAAUCUGGGCUCAGCAUAUUUUAGCAAAGGAAGUUUUAAGGAAGCUUUAACAGCACACAGGUAUCAAUUGGUUUUAGCUAUGAAGUGCAAAGAUACUCAGGCUGCAGCAUCUGCUUUAACUAGCCUGGGUCACGUUUAUACAGCUAUUGGUGAUUUACCAAAUGCACUUGCAUCUCAUAAGCAGUGUGUACAAUUAGUAAAACAAAUGGGAGAUCGACUUCAGGAAGCACGAGAAAUAGGUAACGUGGGAGCAGUUUAUUUAGCAAUGGGAGAAUUUGAAAGUGCUGUUGAUUGUCAUACACAGCACUUGAGAAUAGCGAGACGCUUAGGCGAUCGUGUAGAAGAAGCAAGAGCUUUUAGUAACUUGGGUUCAUCUCAUCAUUAUCGAAGAAAUUUUGGUCAAGCAAUGGCUUAUCACGAAAAUGUACUAAGAAUAGCUCAAGAAUUAGGUGACAGAGCUAUAGAAAUGAGAGCUUAUGCUGGAUUGGGUCAUGCUGCAAGAUGUGCAGGCGAUCUCGCACAAGCCAAGCUGUGGCAUCAGAGACAACUUGAUGUUGCUUUGGCUACAAAAGAUAAAGUAGCUGAAGGGCGAGCGUGCAGUAAUUUAGGAAUAGUUUAUCAGUUACUUGGUGAGCAUGAAGCUGCACUUAAAUUACAUCAAGCUCAUUUAGGUAUUGCUAGAUCAUUAGGAGAUAAAGCUGGUAUGGGUAGAGCAUACGGAAAUAUCGGAAAUGCUUAUAAUGCAUUAGGAUAUUAUGAACAAGCUAUUAAAUAUCAUAAGCAAGAGUUAACAAUAAGCAAGGAGGUUAAUGAUCGUAGUUCAGAAGCUAGUACACAUGGGAAUUUAGCAGUAGCAUAUCAAGCAGUACAGGGUCAUGAAGCAGCAUUAAGACACUAUAGAGCUCAUUUGGCUAUUGCACGCGAGUUAAAAGAUACAGCUGGUGAAGCAUGUGCUUUACUGAAUCUUGCUAAUUGCUUGUCAUCUCGUGGCAGAUUUGAAGAAGCGGUUCCAUAUUAUGAAAAUUAUCUUAUGUUAUCUCAGGAGUUACAUGAUGUGGAAGGAGAAGCUAAAGCAUGUCAUUUCUUAGGCUAUGCCCAUUACUGUUUAGGUAAUCAUCGGGAAGCUGUUAGAUAUUACGAUCAAGAUUUAGCAUUAGCUAAGGAUUUACAGGAUAAAUCUGGAAUGGGAAGAGCUUAUUGUAAUUUGGGAUUAGCACAUUUAGCUCUUGAGAAUUUAGAUACAGCACUAGAAUGUCAAAAAUAUUAUUUGGCUAUUGCACAUAUGACUAAACAUUUAGCUGGAAAAUUUCGUGCUUUGGGAAAUAUUGGUGAUUGCCUUUUACGUCUUGGUGAAGCAGAAGAAGCGAUAAAAAUGCAUCAACGACAAUUAAAUUUAGCACGACAAGCAGGUGACCGUAGUUUGGAAGCUGCUGCUUAUGGGGCUUUAGGAAUCGCGCAUCGGACAAUAAAAAAUCUUGAUAAGGCAUUAGGGUUUCAUACUCAAGAAUUAACUCUAAGACAAGAAGCUGGAGAUUUACGUGGCGAGUGUAGAGCUCACGGAAAUUUAGGUGCGGUGCACAUGGCAUUGGGUCAAUAUACACAUGCAGUAAAAUGCUAUCAAGAACAACUUGAAAGAGCAAAAGAAUUAGCGGAUUCAGGAGUUGAAGCACAAGCUCUAGGAAAUUUAGGAAUAGCUAGACUUAAUAUGGCACAUUACGAAGAUGCAAUUGGAUAUUUUGAACAACAAUUAGCAACUUUAGAACCAUUAACUACGGGCACGGCUUUAUUGAAUAAAGCUAGAGCACUUGGAAAUCUAGGCGAUUGUUAUGAAGCUUUAGGAGAUCCAGAGGAAGCUAUUAAAUGUCAUGAGCAGCAAUUGACUGCUGCUACAAAAUUGAAAAGUAUAAGAGAACAAGAAAGAGCAUAUCGAGGCUUAGGUCGAGCUCGGGAAGCGACUGGAAAUUUACAAGAAGCUUUAGUUUGUUUUGAAAAGAGAUUAGUAGCUGCACAUGAAGUUGAUAGUCCAGAAUCGAGAGGCGCAGCUUACGGAGAUUUAGGACGAGUACACGCUGCAUUAGGUAAUCAUGAACAAGCUGUAAGUUGUUUAUCGCAUCAACUUGCUCUUGCCAGGGGACUUGGAGAUAAAGCUGCCGAAGCAGAGGCUGCUAGUGGAUUAGGUGCUGUUCAUUUAUUAAUGGAUGAUCCAAAUUCUGCAUUACGUCAUCAUCAAUUGGAACUUUCAAUUGCUGAAGCUUUAGAUGCAGCUGGAUUACAAGCUAGAGCUUGUGCAAAUUUAGGUGUCACUCAAGAAGCUUUAGGGCAAUUUGAAGAAGCAAUAAGAUUACAAGAACAAUCGCUAAGUCUUGCAGCAGCAGCUGGGGAUCAACCAGCAAGAGCAGCUGCAUUUUCUAGUUUAGGACGACUUCAUCACUUAUGCGGUGAUUUAUCACGAGCUUUGAGUUAUUUACAAUCUGGAUUAUCAUUGUCUGAAGGAUUAGGAAGAAGAGAAGAGGCAGCUAGAUUGAGACACAGACUUGGUCUUGUUCAUUGGGAAGCUGGAGAAGCAGUUAUUGCUGUGGAACAUUUAGAAAAAGCAGCAAAUUUAUUAGAAUCAUUAGAUGGAAUUUCUUCAACUUUUACCUGUGGACAACCAAACAAAUCUGAAUUGUUAUCAGAAACAUACAGAAUGUUGCAAAAAGUGUUAAUCAGUUUAAGCAGAGCUGAAGAAGCUCUGAAUUGGGCAGAAAGAUCGAGACGAUGUAAAAGUAAUUGUUUGGAUGAUACUGCCCAUUAUUCAGAAAUCAUUGAUAGACAACGCGGAGUUAUUUUAUAUUAUAGUGAAGUAGGAUGCGAAUUACAUGCUUGGUGCUUAGCUCCUGGUCGGGGUUUGUUGCGAUUUCAUUCUACUAGUUUAGAUGAUGGUAUAGGAUUGGAAAAGCGAGUCUUACAAGCACGAGAAGCUCUUUUAGACGAAACAAGCGAACUUGUUGAAGAAACAAAAAUACCAUCAAGAGGACAUCAUCUUAAUGCUAGUUCAUAUAGUUUGAGCAGUCUCUUUAGUGUUGGUUCGGUUAGUUCACGAGCAGGAAGCGCUCGAUGGGGACGAGGAACAAAAGGACCUACAUGGCAAUCACCAUUACCAAUUCAAGUACUCUACGAUUUACUUUUAGCACCAUUUGAAGAUCUUUUACCACCAGCAAGGAAGGAAUUAAUUAUGGUAGUGGAAAAAUCGCUAUAUUUGGCGCCACUUCCAGCUUUACAAUCAAAUCCUGGAGAAGAUUAUUUAUGUGAAAGAUUUUCUUUAUUAGUAGUACCAUCUCUUGCAGCUUUAAGAAAACGGUCAAAAACUCCUAUGCCAGAGGGAGGUGCAACAAUAGCUGCACUAGUUGCAGGAAAUCCUGUGCUUCCUGAAGAAAUUAGAGAAGAAUAUGGAUGGUUUGAAAGCGUUGCUUCUACUGAAACUGAAUCUGAAAUUGUUGCUGAAUUACUAGAAGCCCGUGCUUUAACUGGGACAGAGGCAACUAGAUCAGCCGUUUUAAGAUCUUUACCUGAUGCAGAAUGUGUACAUUUGACAGUACCAGUUUUUUGGAAUUCUGCUAGUUUAGCAUUAACUGCUGAUCCUUGUGAAGAUCCUUCUGUAAGACCAGAAUACUUGCUAAGUUAUUCAGAUAUUUCAAAACUAAGAAUAGCUGCUCGUUUAGUUGUAAUAUCUGGUGGCCAUGGUUGGAGUAGCACAAAAAAUACAACUGCUACAUCAGAUGGUGUGCAAAAUUUAGCCAAAGCUUUAUUAAAUGCAGGAGCACAAUGUGUACUUAUAGGAAUGUGGGCAGUUCCACCUACGGCUGGUAGUAUAUUAUUACGAGCAUUUUAUAGUGCUAUGUUACAAGGUGCUAGAGCAUCGAGAGCGUUAGCAAAGUAAACCUUGAAAAUUUUAUUUCAUUUAAGCAUUUAUAUAUACAUGAUUAUUCAUAAAGUAUACAUUUAGGUCGCUUUAAUGGGACAAGCACUUGCCGAAUUACUACGUGGUGGCCCUGAACAAAGUCGCGACGCACUACGCGUGACACUUCAUUUAGUAGAAAAAUCAUUGCAACGUAUACAUCGUGGACAAAAAAAUGCUAUGUAUACAACUCAGCGCAGUAUUGAAAAUAAAGUGGGUGCAGCCACUGGUUGGCGAGAACUUUUAAUGUCAGUAGGUUUUAGAUUUGAACCUGCUGGAAAUGGGAUACCAUCUUCCGUAUUUUUUCCACAAAGUGAUCCAGAAGAAAGAUUAACAAGAUGUAGUGCAAGCUUACAAGCAUUGCUAGGAUUAGGACCAUCAUCAUUACAUGCACUGGCUAGAUUGUUACAGGCGCCAGAAGCAGCAGAAGAUGUUAUUGCAGCAAUGAGAAGAGCUACAUGUGCAACAGAAGGACAAGAAGUUACGUUACCAGUACAAGUAUGGAGAGCAUCAGGAUCUCAUGAAUUAUUUGCAAGUUUAGGCUUUGACCUUAUGGAAGUGGGUCAAUCAGAAGUCACAUUAAGAACAGGAAAACAAGCAUCCCGAAGAGCUGUUCAAUUUGCUCUUCAAGCUCUUUUAGCCUUAUUUGAUACACAAGAAGCACCUAAAAGUCUAACUUUAGACUCUAGUAGUUCAAUGGAAAGCCUAGCUUCUGUUGCUCAUAUUGAAAAGAAUGUCAUAGAACGACCUAGACUAGGAGGUGCAUUUGCAAAUUACGUUCGUCAUCGAGGUGAACCAGAUGGAAAGACUAUGGAACCACCAAACGUUCCAAUUCCAACAUCGCGACAACCAUGUCAAAACGGUGGAGGCGAAUCAGAUGUUGCUUUUACUCCUAGUCCUCCAGUAGCACUCAAUUUAAAUCAUCAAACACGCAUUAGAAAUCUUUACCCUGAUCAAAGCAUAAGACCAGGAUCUAGUUCAAGCAGUUCAGUAACAGAUUGGGAUAAUGGUCAUGCAACAGUUUUAAGGCGACAACCAUUACCACCUUUACCAGCAACAGUACUAGAAAGAUUAAGUGUUAGAACAGAAAUUGGAUCUAAUUCUCCAAGAAAACCUCGUCAUCCUACAACAACUGAAGAUAUUUGUUCUCAGACUGAUUCUACACAACCUACAGAAACACAUAAUCAGAAUUUAAGAAAUGUGGCCACAUCUCUCACGAGUUUAACACGUGAAUUAACACCUACAAUUUCAGAUGUAUAUCACGAGCGAAAUUUAGGAUUAGGAUUGGCGCCAUCUUUAUCAAAAUUAUUAGAAGAAGUAGGUUCUGUUCCUGGAAAUGAAGAAAAUCAAUCAACACGAGUAAAUCAUAAUCAAACUCAAAAUUGGAUACAAAACGAAUCAGAAUUAUGUCGAAGGGAUGAGGCUGAUGGCAGAUCUAUUGCUGAAUCACAAUGUAGUGCUACCAGCUCUAACAAAAUACAUCGAAAAGCACCCCCUCCUCCAGUGUAG